Sphaeroforma arctica JP610 is the source of this 1833-nucleotide messenger RNA. RefSeq lists its product as hypothetical. The record is from RefSeq and is a predicted model, not a curated record. The transcript is spliced from 3 exons. Bases 1 to 1833 code for a protein of 610 amino acids. NCBI's taxonomy places the organism in Eukaryota, Ichthyosporea, Ichthyophonida.
AUGGCAGCCAUCGCAGUACCAAUGUCGGAUCUCACCAAGAAGGGCGCAGUAUUCACCUGGAAGACACCUCAGCAAGCGGCACUGCAGAAGUUAUUGACGUUAAUUAUGAAGCGCAUCAAAAUCUACGAGCCGUUACCCCACAAACAGCUAGUGAUCAUGUCCGAUGCAUGCAAUGUAGGGGUAAGCGCAGCAGUGUUUGUACAAAUCCCUCCGCCGGGGACAGCAGAGUGGGAUGAAGAACAGAAGUGCAUCGCAGCAUGCAAACAAUACAGGGAGGCACUAGGUCUUAUACCCCUCACGCUACACCCGCAAACCCCACGGUUGGUCAUCUCAGACCAAGAGCGAGCACUUUAUGACACGACAGACAAACCAGAAACUAUCUAUAAUCCCAUUGACGACCUACGUACGUUACCAGGGUUUCAAACGGCCACACCUAGGAAUGCAGCUUCGGACCUGGACUGGGCACACAGUGUAGACAUUUCACAUCGGAACACGAAUGAUCAAACAGUCAAGCUAACACGAGAACAGAGUGGUACACUUGUUCAUAGUGUUGAGUUUCAGCAUAAGGGACAGAGUGGUCCACUUGCCCAAGACGCAGACCAACAAGGCAAAGAACAGAGUGGUACACUUGUUCGGGGUGGGGUACCACAGGAAGACGAACAGAGUGGUUCACUUGUUCACAUGAACCAAGUACAGAGUGGCUCAUUUACACAUACUUUGGACAUGGAGACAGUAUCAGCAUUUACACAUACUUUGGACAUGGAGACAGUAUCAGCAAACAGCCCUCGAGACCUUAGGAUCACGAUUGGCAAGUACCGGUUCUUAUACCCGGUAGCGUUCUAUUCUAGUAAACUCAACCCAGCACAGCGAAACUACGGAGCUACCGAUAGAGAAAUGGAGGAAAGUUCUAAGAAUAGUCGCAUAAUUCGCGCGCUCAACACGAUCAAUGAAGUAGUGAUGGACGUGAGGUAUGUACAAGGCCCUCUGACAGUUUUUGGGGACUAUUUCUCGAGGUCUACCAACCACACCGACAAACUGUUACAACAGAAGCAACGGGGUCGAGUCGAAUUUGGAAAGGCCACGGGUGCAGCAGCCUCCGACACACAGCCAGCAUGCGCGUUAUCUUUCGCACCACAACAACGGAGGGUAACGUGGGGACAUAUCAAAGUCAACCAGGAACAUAAUGGAAGAGAAGCACUUAUAUACAGCCAAUCUCAUUUCGAAUUCCCGGAAAGCUACUCGUUAAACCUUACCUGGGUGGACCUUAUUGAUCAGCUGUUUGGGCCGUUUGAUGUUGAGCUUUUUGCCAGCCAUGAGGACCACGUUAUGGACGUGUACUGCACGGCGGAUGGUUCGGGCACUUGGGGUACGGACGCUUUUGGCGUUGAUUUGCAAACUCCGUCCGCAGUGUGGUUCCCGUUGCUGAUGCGAAUAGCACAAGGGUUACCACUCGUCAUUCCACAUCGAGACGACACGUUUUUGCACAGGGGUAGAACGAUUUCGGGGCUACCUCCAUGGGAGUACACGUUAGUGGUGAUACUCCAAGGUGGAUGUCCGAAGCCUCCGCUAUUGCCGGACACAUUUUGGCACAAAAUAGGCCUUCAGAGGGCACCCGCCUUUUUACACUCGCUGGGCUAUCCCUUGAAACCUUGUCGGACGAUGGGGACAGGAGUCCCCGGCAUACCGGCAGGCGCAGGAGUCCCAGUGGCAACCAAAACAUGGAAGUGGUUGAGCACCAAGAAGGCACCCACGCCCUUACACUAUGCAGGGGACGAUCGAACACCGCAACAGUGGAAAUUCGGACCAGGUAAGCGGUCGCAUUUGGAACAUUAG